This is a messenger RNA of Coniophora puteana RWD-64-598 SS2, 599 nucleotides long. RefSeq lists its product as uncharacterized. Bases 24 to 599 code for a protein of 191 amino acids. NCBI's taxonomy places the organism in Eukaryota, Fungi, Basidiomycota, Agaricomycetes, Boletales, Coniophoraceae. The record is from RefSeq and is a predicted model, not a curated record. The transcript has 4 exons.
AGUAAGUGGACACGCCUCCACUAAUGAUCACAUCGACGACGUUUACCCCGCGCUCGGCGCCACAUAUCGAGCGCAUGUCGGACCUUGGCGUACAGCUUCAAUAUAAUGCCAUGCGGGAAUCUACCAGACUGGCAUUACAUUGCAGCCAUGUCCUAGAUGAGACUUUCAAGUCGGGAGUCCCGCUGAAUGGUGCAUGGUUGAAGGGCAGGUCAUGUCUGAGACGGACUCUUUCGUGGUCAUCCUCAAAGCACAUCAAGGAGUGGGAGAGCGAUAAGCAAGGAGUGUUUGCAGCUACCCGGGAUGAUGAAGCUGAGGAACGGCAAGCGAUGCAUAUCGGAUGCGCGGCAGCCUGCGAGCGACGUGCCAUCCGCAAAGUUGUCCAGGGCGAGGAUAGUGAAUGCCUUGAUGUUGCAUGCAAUGUUAAUCAACGUGAGGUUUGGGGGGCCAAUGGUGAAGUGAGAAGAGAGCGUGGAAGUCGAGCUGAUCGCGGGCCCCGUCGGAAAGACACCCGAACCUGUCGGGACGCGGGGAAAGCGUCGGGAGCAGUGUCUGGGCCGAUAGCCGACGAAAUCGCCGAGGUUGAGAUCCCCCGAAGUUGA